This is a messenger RNA of Miscanthus lutarioriparius, 636 nucleotides long. Lineage: Eukaryota; Viridiplantae; Streptophyta; Magnoliopsida; Poales; Poaceae. The record is from the annotation of a GenBank genome assembly.
AUGGAUACUUGGGCUGAUAAGGGUGCUAAAAUGGAUUCAGAUGCAGGUGAUGAUAAUUGGGAGAAGUCGUUCAGCACUCCUGAGGCAUCAAAUAAAAAUGACCCAUGGGGCAAAUCAGAAAAUACAUGGGAGAAAAGAAAAGGAGCUGGAGGUGAUGGUGCUUGGGAGAAGAAGUCUGAUGAUGGCCAUGGCAAGUGGGAGCAUCCCAGCAACUGGAAUGGGGGCAAAAAGAAGGCAGAUGGUAACUACCAAUGGGAGGAGCAGCCAAGCACUUACAAACAGAAGAAGACAAAUGCUGAUCAUGAUUCCUCCUAUAACAAUGUGAUGCCACCAUCAAGCAAUGCUUGGAAUGCUGGAGAUGGAAUUGGAAGACCAAAUGCUAAGUCUAAUGCAAGAUCUAGUUGGGGUGAGAAAGAUAAGAUGGAGUCUGAUGAGCAUCUGAAAGUUCCAAAAAAAUCACACACAUGGAAUACAGGGAAAUCAAAUGAGAGUCCAUGGGAUAACACUGAUGCACUACAGGAUUCUUGGGUUAACAGUGCAACUCGCAAUAACAACGCUCAUGAUGGUUCAUGGGACAAAGUAGUAGCUAUAAAGGAUCCUGAUUCACAGCAAGAUUCAUGGAGUAGUGUUGAGUAA